Cyclopterus lumpus (lumpfish) is the source of this 3096-nucleotide messenger RNA. RefSeq names its product ATPase H+ transporting accessory protein 1a (gene atp6ap1a). Lineage: Eukaryota; Metazoa; Chordata; Actinopteri; Perciformes; Cyclopteridae. The record is from RefSeq and is a predicted model, not a curated record. Bases 29 to 1747 code for a protein of 572 amino acids. The transcript is spliced from 13 exons. Gene Ontology annotation, cellular component: proton-transporting V-type ATPase complex.
GUCACCCGCUGUCCGGAGCUCCUAAAAGAUGGCGACGAAAGGGACGCUUCACCUCCGCCGCGUCUCGGCGCGUUUGGCCCUUUUUCUCGCCGUUUUAAGCGCCUUGAACGAGGCGAACUGCGACGAGCAGGUGCCGCUGGUUCUGUGGACGAGCGGAGGGACCGCCCCCCCCCCUCAGGCUCCGCCCUCAGCCGGGCACAUCGUGGGGCAGCAGCAGCUCACCUCCUACCUGCAGAAGGCUCUGAGUGACGGCCCGAGGAACGUGGUGCUGUUCCUCCAGGACAAGAUGAGCAUAGAGGACUUCACCAUGUAUGGAGGAGCGUUUGGAAACAAGCAGGACACGGCGUUCCCCAACCUGGAGGGGGCGCUAAUGUCCUCGUCCUCCCCUCUGGUGUUACCCGCUGUGUCCUGGCCUGCCUCCAAUGCAGUGAUUGGCCAGCUGCAGGACCACCUGGACACCUCCCCUCUGUACAUGGACCCCGAGACGCUCAGCCAGCUGAGGCUCAACGCCUCCUCGCCCGCCCUGCUGGUGUUCCGGCUGCCGUACGGCGUCGGGGCGGAUCUGAUGUCUGCCAAAGAGAUUCUCAGUGGAAACGACGAGGUCAUCGGCCAAGUGAUGAGCACCAUGAAGACGCAGGCCGUCCCGUACACGGCCAUCUACACGGCACUGAGGCCCGCCAGGUCGGGCCUUCAGCAGCCCCUUCAGGACCGGGACCAGGACUACCAGGACCGGGACCACCUCCACACUGCCGAGGCGGCGACGGACAGCGAGGGGAACCAGUACUCAAACCCAUCCGACCACUGGUCACAGAGAGCUCGGUCCAUGGUGAACUCCCUCUGGUUGAUGGACAGGGCGGCACAGACCUCCUCCACCAGCAGGCUGAUCAGCCUGACGGAGGAGGCGGGCUCUCUCUCCAUGGAGGCGGGCUCUCUCUCCAUGGAGGCGGGCUCUCUCUCCAUGGAGGCGGGCCUCGGCGGAGGACGCUCUCUGCUGCAGGCCAGAGGGGGAUAUCGGGAGAGGGAGAGGGAGCGGGAGAGGCAGCGCAGGAUCAAGGAGAAGGCCGGCGUCUACGCACCUGUGGAGUUUAAGGAGGGGGAGGACACCUGCAUCCUCCUGUGGGCUAAAGGCCUGUCCGUGAGCAUCCUCCGGAGCGGUCGCUGGGAGGACCACGACCUGACCCCGUCGACCUUUGGGGAGGCCGUCAGCCCGAAGCUCCACGGCUCAAGCUGCGACAAAACCAAAGCCAAGUUGGUUCUGAACUAUGAGAAUGUCCUCGGCCACCGCAGCUUUAAAUUGAUCUUCGCCAUGAGUCAGCGUCACUACAAAGUGUCGGCCCGCCGCUGGUUCACGCUGGACUCCGUGCAGCUGGAGUACGACAGCAUCAAAGCCAAGUUCAACGCCAGCCGCAGCGUCUACGCGCCGGCCGAGUUCUCGUACCGCUGCCAGUCCGUCAGUAGCUUCCGUUGGCCGCAGCUCGUCCCGCACGCCGUCAACGACCCGGCCAAUCAGUGGAGGGUCUCGUUUGAAGACUUCCAGAUCCAGGGCUUUAACGUGACCGGCGGUGACUUCUCCUACGCCAGCGACUGCGCCGGCUUCUUCUCUCCCGGCAUCUGGAUGGGCCUGAUGACCAGCCUGCUCAUGGUGCUGGUGCUCACCUACGGCCUCCACAUGAUUAUGCAGCUCCGCACCAUGGACCGCUUCGAUGACCCCAAAGGGCCGGCCAUCUCUGUGCCCCAGACGGAGUGACCCCCCCGCAAUGCUUCCCAUUCCGCUCCCAGUUCAUCUGUGGUUGGGCAUUAUGCAGACUAGUUAGUGGUGUUGUCAGAUAAGAGAUUCGUCAUCGGUUUAUACUUAAUUAUGUGAGUGUUGAAGCCCCAGUUUGUGCCCCAGUGGGACACUUCUGUUCUCCAGGAGGUGGUUUAUGGCUUGAAGCCUCCAGAAGGUUCUCCAGAAGGUUCCUCCAGAAGGUCUCCGGAAGGUCCUUCAGAAGGUUCCUCCAGAAGGUCUCCAGAAGGUUCCUCCAGAAGGUUCCUCCAGAAGGUCUCCAGAAGGUCCUUCAGAAGGUUCCUCCAGAAGGUUCUCCAGAAGUUUCCUCCAGAAGGUCUCCGGAAGGUCCUUCAGAAGGUUCCUCCAGAAGGUCUCCAGAAGAUUCCUCCAGAAGGUCUCCAGAAGGUUCCUCCAGAAGGUCUCCAGAAGGUUCCUCUAGAAGGCCUCCAGAAGAUUCCUCCAGAAGGUCUCCGGAAGGUUCUUCAGAAGGUUCCUCCAGAAGGUCUCCAGAAGAUUCCUCCAGAAUGUCUCCGGAAGGUUCUUCAGAAGGUUCCUCCAGAAGGUCUCCAGAAGGUUCCUCCAGAAUGUCUCCGGAAGGUUCUUCAGAAGGUUCCUCCAGAAGGUCUCCAGAAGGUUCCUCCAGAAUCCUCACGUAAAUAUUCUCCUGCUUCACGGAGAGAUUCUGGUUUCUAAUUCGAACAAACAAGUCCCUGCUUGAAGAGGCUUUAAUCAAUAUCGUUAAAUGAAAAAUCAAAAAAAGAAAUAAUUGCAACUUGGGGGGGUAAAAAAAAAAAGAUGAGAUAAUGUCUGUAGUUAACGGGUCAGAGUCUUAAAGAGUCGAAAGGAGACGACUAAGCGUCCUCACUAGGACACGAGUCCUCCUCUAGCUUAGUCUUACUUUACAUUCAAACAUCAUUAAAGUCAAUUAGUGAAGAUUAUCUUGACGAUCUAAACUUUUCAGAAUCAUAAACCUUUGUUUGACAUGGAGAUUAUUUUCUGCAAUAAUCCUAAAAUCUAAUACCAUUGGCUUUAUGUGGAGGGAACCAGUGCAGCACCUCAAAUAUAAAUAUAUAUAUAUAUAUAUAUUUAUAUUUUAAUUCAGAUGGUCAGAAGAGUUGUCUUUCUUUGGUGAUGCACGAGGAGCACAAACUGGAGCUUGCAGGUUGACAAAUGUUCCCCGUUGAAGUUUUACAAAUUGUAGGAACAAAAGUAACUUAAAAAAAAUAUUUGUUAAAUGUUAUUUAUUGGUGAAACUAAUUUUUGUGUCUGUGUUUCCAUUUUCAUCUGUGUAGACGACUGAAAUGUCCACAAAUACAUUUAUUAUAUAU